AUCUGUAUGUGUGUGUGUAAAGUCAUAUUGUGUCAAUUGUCUGGUGAAGUCCAGCAUGGCAGCUUGAUGCCGAUUGCGGAGCUGAAUUUAAAUGUAGUUCAGUGUCAUUCCCCUAUGGUCAAUGAUUUAAAGCGAGAACACAUUUAUUCCUGGGAUAACUGACAUUGCAUUUGAAGGCGUAGGAAUCCCCAACAAAAUGUGAUUGCACCCAACAAACAACCUGAAGGAAUGUUAAUGAAUAUUUGAGAAGACCUCCGUUGUCGAGGCUAAGAUGUUGAAGACAGAGGCCUCGGCAGAGAGAAAUACCCUGAGGAGUGCCUCCCCACACCGGAAUGCCUACAGGGCGGAGUUCCAGGCUCUAAAGAAGGCGUUUGACCAACCAAGACAGGAUGAAGACCCCAAACCCAAGGACCAGGAGGGGGUCAGGCAGCCUCGAGGGCGGCAAUAUGGUGCCCAUGUCAGUCGCAUCAAGAACAUGUUCAUGCAGAUGGGGACUGAGAACGCUGGGUCCAACAGACAAUCAAGGGAUGAGACCUCCCCGCAGAAACUCAACAAGCCAACAAACUUUGUCAACAGGGCGGAUGGGUCAGUGGUCAUAUUCCAGCAUGGCACUGGAGAGCGGACUACUGGUGGCCAGCAUAACUCAAAGUUCUCCAAAACAAGGAAACUCUUUGAGCAGAGCUCCAGAGAUGCUUCACAGUCGCCUGUGUACUCUUAUGGCCGGGACAAGAGGGGUUCUCACGAGCAUUUGGAUGACUGGCGGGGGGCACGUUCUAACAGAGGCAGUACAGACUCUUUGGAUAGUCUUUGCUCCAGGACAGAGGCCUCAUCUCCCACUGUGAGUCAGCUCAGUGCUGUGUUCGAAAAUAUAGACCAACAGGGCUCCAGUGCUACUGUCCGAAGAGCCCAUGGAGGUGGAAGAGGACUGUACUCCCCAGAUGGCUUACAGAAACAGGGGGAGGCCAGCGAGGAUGACACCAGUGCGCGACAGUCUCCGUCACAUGGUUUUUACAGGAAGCGAGUGGGUAGCAAGCACAAUCUGCCGGUUUCAUCAUCUUCAGAAGAUCUUCUCAGUCCUAGUCCUCUGUCGGAGGCCGUGGACCAGAUGAAAACUGAUGAGAAGAAGCCCCAGGAAACCUCUGAGGUGGUUGAUGGAUCCAGUGAACCCAAACCAAAAGAUGAGGUAAACUCAACCAAGGCCGUGGAUGGGUCAUCAGCUGCGGCUCAAGUCAAUGACGCUGCAGGAAAUUCACAUGAGUCUACAGCUACCAAGGUCCACGAGGACACAGACGGUCAUGUGAAAGAGGAGUCUAGCCGGAUUACCGAGGAUCAAAUUGAAGAACCCAUUGAGGAAUACUGUAGCAGUGAGAGAGUUAUUUUCAAUGCCGAUGGAGAUGCUUGCUACCAGGGCUGGGGGGAGAGCUGCACCGAGGAUGACCUAUAUGAUGAUGAUCUUUCCUAUGACCCAGGAUCAGAGAUUACAGAGAUUCCUGGUCUUCCAGAGGAGGGCAAGGAGGAGAUUCCACAAAAACGGAAAAUUCGAUUCAGCUCUGCUCCCAUAAAAGUGUUCAAAACCUACUCCAAUGAAGAUUAUGACAGGAGGAAUGAAGAGGUGGACCCGGUGGCAUCCUCAGCUGAGUAUGAGCUGGAGAAACGGGUGGAGAAGCUGGAACUCCUCCCUGUAGAACUAGAAAAAGAUGAGGACGGCCUGGGCAUCAGUAUUAUAGGAAUGAGAUCAGGUGCUGAUGCAGGCCUGGAGAAGCUGGGCAUAUUCGUCAAGACUGUCAUAGAGGGUGGAGCAGCAGAGAGAGAUGGAAGAAUUAAAGUGAAUGAUCAAAUCGUGGAGGUUGACGGCACCAGUCUGGUGGGAGUAACUCAGAGCUUUGCUGCUUCUGUCCUGAGAAACACACAGGGAGUGGUCAGGUUUGUGAUUGGCCGAGAGCGUCCGGGACAGCAGAGCGAGGUGGCUCAACUCAUCAGUCAGACUCUGGAGCAGGAGAGACGUCAGAGAGAGAUGAUAGAGCAACAGUAUGCCCAAUAUGAUGCUGAUGAUGACGAGACAGGGGAAUACGCCACGGAUGAGGAGGGGGAGGCCGGGCAGACGGGAACAGACCGAGAUGUGGCCAUUGAGGUUUUCGAUUUACCUGAAAAUGAGGACAUCAUCUCGCCAUCAGAACUACAUACACUGCAUGCAUUUUUUAAGUGUCUCCAGCUGCAGAUUAAACACACUGUCACUGAAGCUGAGAUCCAGAAACUCAAGAACAAGCUGGCCACAGUGGAAAAAGAGAAGGCACGGUGGGAGAGAGAAAAAACACAGCUGAAGCAAAGCAUCGAGGAGAACAAGGAAAGGAUGCUAAAACUGGAGAGCUAUUGGAUUGAGGCUCAGACGCUGUGCCAUACGGUCAAUGAGCAUCUGAAGGAGGCCCAAAGUCAGUAUCAGGCUCUGGAAAAGAAGUACAACAAGGCCAAGAAGCUCAUUAAGGACUUCCAGCAGAGAGAGAUGGAGUUUGCUCAGAGGGAGGAUGCAGAGAAGAAGAAGCUGGAGGAGGCGGAAAAGGCUCAUUUGGUUGAAAUCCAGAGUCUUCAAGUUAGGAUUGCUACACUGGAGUCAGAGCUGUUGCAGCUGAUGAAGCAAAAUGGCAUCCAGGUAAACAAUAACAACAACAGCGCUGAGAGCCGAGCCCAGCUGACUGAGAGACUCACAGCCUUACAGUGUCCAAGGAGAGGUGUUGCUGGAGGGGAACUGGGCGAGCUGAUGGGAACCAGUGGAACUCACCCUGAGAGAAAUGAGAGGGGCUCUGGGCUUCAAUCCUCCAGGGUGGCCAGUGCCACAGAGGCCAGCCUCAGGCACCCGCAGCCUCAGCAGGGACCUGAUAAUGAGGGCUCUUCAGCAAGUCGAGAUGAGAAAUCUGGGAAAAAACUUCUAGACUUGGGAUCUUCUCUGUGGAUAAGUAAAGGAAAAGAGCAGGAUCCAAAAGGAUCUCCUAGUACAAGCUCCACAGGGCCUUCAGCAGAGAACAGUCCUGAAAGAUGCAAGAGCAAGAAAUCUUUUUCCUGGCCACGCUUCUUCUCCUAUUCAUAUUACGUGGGUCCUGCUGUCACUGAUGACCUCAGCCUCAGCAGCACCAGCUCCACAGAGAUCAGUGGCGUCCUGACAGACACUAAGAUGUCCGGCCGAUCGCAGACACUAAUGCUCUCCUCAGAUGAGAGUGUGGAUAUGAUUGAAGAUGAGAUUCUAGAUGACGCUCCUCCUCCGAAGCUGUACCAGUGGCAGAACCGCAGUGUGACUGAAUGGACAUGUCAACAGGUGUCAUGCUGGCUCAUGGGUCUGAACCUGGAACAGUAUGUCUCUCUUUUUACUGCCAAGAAUGUGGAUGGAGAGCAGCUAAUGAAGCUGGACAGCUCAGCACUCAAGGCUCUGGGUGUAGAGUCCUCUCAGGAUCGGGCUCUGAUAAAGAAAAAGCUGAAGGAUCUAAAAGUGUUGAUGGAAAAAGCUAGAAGAAACAGAGAGAAAAUUGAGAAACAGCGCAAGAAGGAACUGGAGCAGGUCCGGAAAAACAGCAACUCCUCCGGACCAGGAGAGGGCGCUACUGAAUGACACUUCUCACCUCACUACUGUCUCACCAUUAUAAGUAAAGACAAGUUCAGCAUUUCACAGGACGGAAAAUUAAUUGUAAAAGGGGCUUAUUGCUAUUGAGCUGCCAUUGGAUGAAUUGAAACCAAAAUUUCCAGAUACGACUUUUGUUAUUUUUACCGAACAAUAUUCAGGAUUUUUUGAUUUUUCACGUUUUAGCAGAACGAUCACUGCUUUUUUGGUUUCCUAUGUUUUAUGUCUGAUUAAUAUCUAUUUAUUUGCAUAUGGAGAAUAUGUAUAUAUUGAGCCAGAGCAUAUCAGCUCAUAACUCAUCCAUGACAGUAAAAAAACUCUGCAUUACAAGCACCUUUAGACAUUGAGACAAUGUACAUAUGCAGAAAGCAUAUAUAUGAAUAUGUCUAACGUGCCAUUUUCUAUCAAAAGGAGGAUCGUUUGUUAAGUGAACGCUGAAAGUUUUUAAUACGAUAGCUUUGACAAAGCACAGGUCAUAGUGAUGGACAGUGUUGCUGUCGAGUGUCUCUUCACCUCAAAGAGUUUGAGUGCUGCUCACAAGAAGCACUACAGUCUGAUUCACUGUCAAACACAAACCUUACUGUGAGAAGAAAGCCAUUAAUAGUGAUGAGAUAUCAUGGACCUUCUGUGGAUAUUUCACUGUAUACUUUGAACCUCCUGUUUGGAUCUCCUUCAUCGACCUGCCACUAUUCAAGAUGAAUACAACUGAAGUGUAUGCUCUUCUCCAAGCUUGAAUACUCGUAAUGAUCUUUGGGAAAAAAAUGGUGGCAGUAGGAUACUAAACUAUUUCAGAAGUCCGCUAUUUUAAACUUUAAACUGCUGCUUCUAUUUCACAGCUACCUGCUUCUAUUCCUCUCCAUCGCCCUGAGCUAGAUUCUCAGUUAGACCCAAGUGCUGCCUUUUGAAGUGCUGUUUAGAUUUUUGUUUUAUUUUAUGGUUUGUGGUUACAGUCCGGAUCACACCAGUUGUGUGAAUGCACCUCUGUUUUAACGGCAUCCAAAUGUUGUAGAGCAGAUGACAAAUGUGCACUUAAAACGGACCUAUCUAUGUACAGUACACUACCAUUCAAAAGUUUGGGGUCAGAAGGAUUUUCGAAAGAAAUGCAUGCUUUUAUUCAGCAGGGAUGCAUUGAAUUUACCAGAAGUGACAGUAUAGACAUUACAAAAGGAACAAAAUGUUACAAAUGAUUUUUAUUUCAAAUGAAUGCUGUUCUUUGGGACUUGAGCUUUGCCAUCACAGGAAUAAAUAACAUUUUAAAAUGUAUUAAAAUAGAAAAGAGUUUUAAACUGGAAUAUUUCACAGUAGUAUUGUUUUACUCAAUUUUAGGUCAAAUAAAUGGAGACUUCAAACUGACCCCAACUCUUAAACAGUAGUGUAUGUUAUUUUAUCAUGCUAGAUUUUAUUCGGUUUGAUCCCAUUGUUUUUAAUCAGUUAUUUGUCACGUUCACAAAGAUGGCACCAUGAUGUAGUGAAUAAGUAGUCUUUUAUAAUGUAAUUCACUGCAUUGAGUAACCAGUAUCGCCUCUAUCAGUGUAUCCUGGGUUGUAUUUUUAAAUUUAUGCAACACAUUUCUCAUAUGUAUCAAUUGUAAGUAUUCAAAACACAGUAACCUACAGACGUCAUUUUGCAUUUCAGAAUGCACUUUGAUGAGUCGUAUUAACCCUGUUUACCCACAUUCUUUUCACUGCCCAAAUUUAUCUGUCCAUAUCACAUUUUUCUCAGUUCUGCAUUCUUGUAAACAUGCUGUUUACCCAUUCGUGAUAAUACAUAUCGUUCAUGUUUACAUUUGAAUUGCUGAUUAUUUCCAUAGCAACACAAAGGCAGCUUCAGUGGAACUUGGGCACUGUACAGAGGACAUUAAGCAGUGCCUCACGACCCUGUGGAUUUAUUACAAGCACUCAAAUGUGACUCCAUGGAAGAUUAUAUACAUUGUUAAUUACUGAAUUAUAUAUCUCUAAUCAUUUUAAGUCUGUCAUAGUCUAUUUAUUUCCCAAUCAAAGAAAUGUUUGUAAAUCAGUUCACAUUAUUUAUUUAUGAAGCAAACAAUUAUUACCAAAAAACCUUUUAAUUGUAAUCAGAAAGAAUUAGAGAUUGUAUGUUUGUUAAUUAACUCACAAUGCUCUUGUGAACAUAUCUUUAUUAUUGUAAAAGACAUUUGUCUUAACAUUAUGAAAUCCUUUCUAACCGUCUGCUAUGAAUCAGCUGAAAAAAAAAAUAACCUGCUGUAGAUCCAAAUCUAACCUGCCUACCGAUAUACUGACUCUUUUGUAUGUGAAAGUUAAGCAAUAGCUUUUAAUCCCGGCAUUUUUUAUCGAUUCCAUGAGGAGACUGAAGACCGGGUCUGUCUGUUUGAAUGUGUCUGCGUGCAGGGAUAAUCACGUACGGAUCUGAGGACAGAAAUGUGCUUCUCUUUCAUGGGUUAUUUGUUGUUUUCACUAUACUGUAUGGCAGAGUUAGUCAGGGUAUAUAGAGGAACUGCACACAACGCCUGAGAAAAGAGCAUUAAUCUGUGUAUUUUUGUUCAUCACACCCGCAUGAGGGACCUCAGUGUGCCAUAUCCAUUCUUUCCAAAACUACUAAAUUCUAUCCUUUAUUUUUGUUCAUGAAAAAUUAAAAGCCUUGUGAACGUUUGUCAUGUUGGACUGUAAAUACACUUCAAAUGACAUAUUUGAUCAGACAAAUACAAUGAAAGAUCAUUCCAAA
This is a messenger RNA of Cyprinus carpio (common carp), 6310 nucleotides long. RefSeq names its product neurabin-1-like. The transcript has 21 exons. Gene Ontology annotation, cellular component: actin cytoskeleton; postsynaptic density; dendrite. The record is from RefSeq and is a predicted model, not a curated record. Gene Ontology annotation, molecular function: actin filament binding. Bases 272 to 3598 code for a protein of 1108 amino acids. Gene Ontology annotation, biological process: calcium-mediated signaling; actin filament organization; neuron projection development. Lineage: Eukaryota; Metazoa; Chordata; Actinopteri; Cypriniformes; Cyprinidae.